CAUUCUCUUCCGCAUUCAGAACAUUGCUAGUUCUCUGGGGAAAGGCAGCAGGUGGAGUAAGAGUGAGGGUCCUGACUCUUAAACUUCAGCUGGUUAUUUCUGCUGAAAAGUUGACGUGUUCAGGAACAGACUUCUGAAGAACAGCUGUCCAGACCCUGCUGCAAGAGGCCAUGGGGAAGAGAGUGGCCAUCAUCGGAGCUGGUGUCAGUGGCCUGGCCUCCAUACGGUGCUGCCUAGAGGAGGGGCUGGAGCCCACCUGCUUCGAGAGGAGCAAUGAUGUGGGAGGCCUAUGGAAAUUCUUGGACCACACAGAAGAAGGCAGGGCCAGCAUUUACCCGUCCGUGUUCACCAACUCUUCCAAGGAGAUGAUGUGCUUCCCAGACUUCCCGUACCCGGACGACUACCCCAACUUCAUGCACCACACCAAACUCCAGGAGUACAUAAGGGCAUUCGUUCAAGAGAAGGGUCUUCUAAGGUAUAUACAGUUUGAGACCCUGGUUUCCAGUGUCAAGAAAUGUCCCAACUUCUCAGUCACCGGCCAGUGGGAAUUGGUUUUGGAAAAGAAUGGGAAGCAGAAAUCUACUAUUUUUGAUGCUGUCAUGGUUUGUUCAGGACAUCAUGUCUACCCCAAUCUGCCACGUGAUUCUUUCCCUGGCCUAGACCAGUUUCAAGGCCACGUCCUCCACAGCCGGGAGUAUAAGGACCCAGAAGCCUUCAAGGGGAAGAGGGUCCUCGUGAUUGGCCUAGGGAACUCGGGAUGUGACAUUGCUGUAGAGCUCAGUCGCUUGGCUACAGAGGUCAUCAUCAGCACCAGGAGUGGUUCCUGGGUCAUGAGCCGGGUUUGGGAUGACGGCUAUCCUUGGGACAUGGUGUGUGUCACCCGCUUUGCCUCCUUUGUCCAGAACGCACUUCCUUCAGCUGUCUCUGACUGGCUAUAUGUCAAGAAGAUGAACACAUGGUUUAAGCAUGAGAACUACGGCCUGAUGCCUCUAAAUGGCACCCUGAGGAAAGAGCCUGUGUUCAAUGACGAGCUCCCAUCCCGCAUCCUGUGUGGCACUCUGUCGGUCAAGCCUAAUGUGACGAAGUUCAUGGAGACCUCAGCCAUGUUUGAGGACGGGACCACGUUUGAGGCCAUUGACGCUGUCAUCUUUGCCACAGGCUAUACUUACGCCUACCCUUUCCUUGAUGACUCCAUCAUCAAGAGCAGAAACAACGAGAUCACCUUGUUUAAAGGCAUCUUCCCUCCAGCGAUGGAGAAGCCAACCUUGGCUGUGAUUGGCCUUGUCCAGUCCCUUGGGGCUGCCAUCCCCACCACUGACCAGCAAGCCCGCUGGGCCACUAAAGUGUUCACAGGCUCAUGUACCCUGCCAACUACAAAGGAAAUGAUGGAUGAUAUUGAUAAGCAAAUGAAGAAUAAACUCAAGUGGUUUGGCCACAGCCAGACUUUGCUGACAGAUUACAUCACAUACAUGGACGAGCUGGGCUCCUUCAUAGGAAGCAAGCCUAACAUACCAUGGCUCUUCUUGACAGACCCCCAGCUGGCCCUGCAGGUGUACUUUGGUCCUUGUAGCCCCUAUCAGUUCCGGCUCAUGGGACCAGGGAGGUGGGAUGGAGCCAGGAAGGCCAUCUUGACCCAGUGGAACCGGUCAAUAAAGCCAACAAGGACAAGAGCUGUCGGUGAAGCACAAAGACCCCACCCUUUUUACAACUUCCUUAAAAUGCUUUUAUUCUCACUGCUUCUUCUGUCCGUUCUCCUUACAUUUUAUUAAUGAGAAAGUCCUUUGGGUCUCAAAGUUCAGCCUACAAGUUUAAGUAUCGAUAUGCCUAUUCAUGUACACAUAUAAAAUCUCAUAGCUGCUCUUUCCCUUCCUGCAGAGGUAAAAAUGAAUUCUGGCCAAUUUGACUUCAAGUCCAAAUAAAAUGAAAACUACUCAGCUUCUCCUUCCUCAUGAGAAUCUAUACUCUCAAAGGCUUUCCACCUGCUGAAUUGGCAAGUUUGGAGAUGCUGUAGAUAAAGGAGAUGAGCAAGUGAAUGGCAGUGGACAGUCUGAACAAAGACUGUUUGUUUGCAGGCUGAACAAAGUUUAAUAAACAUUUUAAAGGCUGUUUUGUCAUGGGGACCAUCAACAUCACUGUUGAGUCUCCCAGCCUAUGACCCACUCGCUAUACCUUUCCACUUAUUUAGAUCUUUAAUUUCUCUCAGCUGUGUUUUAUAGUUUUUAGUGUACAAAUCUUUCCCAUUCUAUUUCAGGCUUACCCUAAGUAUUUCACAUGUGGGAUGUUAUUAUAAAGAGUACUUUAAUUUUUGCAAUUUCCUACUGUUUAUUGUUAACACAUAGAAAUGCAAUAAUUUGCUCUAUGUAGACAGUCAUGUUAUCUGAAAAUAAAGAUAGUUUUUUUUCCUCCCA
Artibeus jamaicensis (Jamaican fruit-eating bat) is the source of this 2408-nucleotide messenger RNA. Its product is annotated as putative dimethylaniline monooxygenase [N-oxide-forming] 6. The record is from RefSeq and is a predicted model, not a curated record. The transcript has 9 exons. Lineage: Eukaryota; Metazoa; Chordata; Mammalia; Chiroptera; Phyllostomidae. Bases 171 to 1769 code for a protein of 532 amino acids. Gene Ontology annotation, molecular function: N,N-dimethylaniline monooxygenase activity; flavin adenine dinucleotide binding; NADP binding.